GUGCUAUUGCUAGUUCGUCGCGCCGCGUCGCGCAUUCUGCACGUACGUUAGGGAGUCGUCGCUGCCCGUACUCGCAAACCGACCAUCGCAUAUAGAACUAACCAGUGAAAUAACACAAUUAAACACCAACAUCCGUGCAUAAACCCUACAGUGCCCAACAGUGAACUGGACGUGUUUGUAACAGUGACUUGUCUAAACAACAGCAAAAAACGUAAUCUUCUAAGCAUCUCCGGGCUGUCCCUCGUCGCAUAUCAGCGGAACUUGUACAGAAGAUUGAUUACUAGGUACAUUGAACCCGCGAAUCAGGCUAGCACAACACAGCCUGUUUGAACGUCAGCGAUAAUUAACAAAGAUUCUUUGAGCAAAUAUUUUUAUAAUGAAAACUCGCUCUAGAAUACUUUUGUAGGUGAGAAUUUUUGGGGAACUUGCUUGGCAACGGGCCGAGAUGUACGGUGCCGCGUCGAGAGUGAAGUGCUAGUGUUGUGUCUGUUGUGUGUAUGAUGUGAGUGACAAUGCCUUCGGACAGUGGAUCAGCGUGGUCUCCGCCGGCCUCCACUGAGAGGAGGCUGAGCAACUCUUCAGAUGGCAGCGCUGGCAGCGGAUAUUCUAAAGCUACAACAGACAGCGCGGACUUCCUAGCCACAAGGCCUCAUACAGCGGCGGUCCUGCCAGGCAAGCCGGCCGCGAACCCGCUGCAGUUCGUGCGGGUCGGCCCUGCAGACCUCGGCAGCAGAGCGCGCGAGCAGCUCCGCAGGGCGGAGCUAGCUAAACGGACCGAGCCAGCGCGCAUUGAGAGGCAGGAGGAUUGGCAAUCGAACCUGGACAACUGGAAGUCGUCGCGGCGGAAGCGCGUGGAGCACAUCAUCGAGCGCUGCGUGGAGGUGCGGCGCAUGGAGCACGAGACCGGCCAGCCGCGCGCCAAGUCCAAGACCUUCAACGAGAUGCUUGAAGAACGCGCGGGUCGCAGAAGGCGGAACCACCUGGCACUGUACACGGAUGACGACGGUCACGACCUGAGCGAUCUGGGCAUCGGCACUUCCAGCACCAAGAGCAGCCUCAGUGAGGACUGCGACACGCACAGCCUGGCCAGCGACGGUAUCGACCUGGAUAAAAACCAUUCAGACGUCGACAACCUGUCGAGUUGCGACAACAAUCGCAAGCUUGGGUCCAGCGCCAACGAAUACGACACUUGCACAACCACCACCAUCAGCUCGCCCGAACCUGAGGAGUAUACCUACGAGGGCGCUAUCGAAGGCUACAAGUCUCGUAUCAUCUCGCAGACAAACAGCAAUAUCGUUAAAACACUCGUCACUGGCAAGGACAAGUCGCCAGAAAAGAACGGUGACGUCAACAGAAUCCGAACGACUGUCAGCAACAAAAUCGAAGAGAAAGUCUCGUCCUUCCAACAAGAAAGGGCCAACGACGCCAAGUUAGUGAAGAAAGACUUGCCUAAAGUCGACAUACACAAGAGGCGGGAGCAGUUCGAGAGAGAAAACUCGCAGGAGCUAGCGAACAAGCCAAAACUACCAGAUAUUGCGAACAAAAAGUCAAUAAAAGAAAGACUGUCUAGCUUAGAAAAAUUCACUGAAGAGACACACGUGCAAAAAGUGAUUAGCGACGCGACUAAACUACCCUCGGAGGUCAAGCCACUAAAGGAGCGCUUGUCUUCGCUCGAGAAAGUGAAGUCCAACGAACCAGAGAAGAUAAAAAGGCUGUCCAACGGCGACCUCAGCAACACGAGGUCGCUCAAGGAACGCCUUAACAGUUUGAAAUCGCAAACAUCCGAGGAAGAUGGUAAGAUUGUAAAAACAGAGGUAAAAGACGUCUCGAUGAGCCUAAAGGAACGUUUGUCUUGCCUCGACGCAGCUAAGAAUAAGGAGAUACCUAAGAUAUCUGUAGAAGAAGAAAUAGCUCGUAAUGAGAAGAUUGACAAGAUGGAUGACUCGAAAGAUAAACUUACAGACAGUUCUUUGAAAUCGAGUCUAUCUGGCAUCGAAAGCCAAAUGCAGAGCUUCUGCCGCUCUCUAGACAGUUUGGACAUCAACGGCCAGACUUCACCCAAUUCAUUUGAAAGGGUGCAAAGUUUAGAAGACUUCGAUUGCGCUGAAAUGCAGAACAACACUGUGCCAAGCGACAUCGAGACCGAAGAUAGUGGCAUUCACACCGCCAGAGAUUCUUGCGCGCCUGCAGAUGACAUAGCUGACUUAACUCAGGUCGCAUCUCCGAUAGGCGAGUCUAUGAUUGAAGCUUCUGAAUACGAGUCAUCCAACGAAGACUGCGUCACUGUGGAGCAGCACAAGAUGGAAGAAGAAAAAAUACCUGAACCAAUCCAGACGAUAAUCCAAGAUGUAAUCGUCGAAGAAGUCGAAGAGCAAGACAGCAAAGCAGAUGACGACAGCGUGAGCCACUACGCGCAAGCCGUCUCACAGCCAGAAGAAUCCAGUGCCGCCGAAGAAAUCACAGAAAUACACACAGACAAAGACGACGAAGACACACUUAAAAGUUUGGACAAUCAAGACACAAGUGUAAGUCUGAAUGAGCCUGUAUCGACCGCGUCGGAAAGCGACACAAUUGUGUUCGAAGGCAAAAUGACUAUACAUUUGAACUUGAACGAAAUUUGCAACAACAUGAGCUCCGGUGCUGGGAAUACUAACACAAUCGCUACCACUAACAGCAAGAGCAUGCCUAUGGUUUUAGACGCACUGGAGUUAGCAUUCAAAGAGCUAGAUUCAGAAGACAGCGCAACAAUGGAAGACCAGAACGAUAAAGACAAUGAUUUUAACAUCCACAAGAAGAUUUCGGUAACGCCGCUCUAUGAGAAUAUUGAUAUCUUCUAUCAGAACACUGUGGAUGACGAAGCGUUCCCUCUGGACAUGCCGGCGAAUGUUCUAGAACCUCCGAAAGAGAAGCCACCUCCGCCGCCAACUGAUGAUGGACAGGACGAUGAACUGCUUGGAAAUGGAAACUUUAGGCACACGAGCUCAGCGCGCCGCAUCAAGAAGGAGAUCAGGAACAAGCGCACCAGCUUCCUCGGUAUCGAGGGUCAGGUGGACGACAGCUACCUCGACGUCGCUCUAACCCUGGCUCCGAGACCAGACAUCACUUCCUUCCUCCAAGAAGAGACGAAGAUCGAGAAACUGUUGUACAAAAAGACGCUGUCCCAUGAUGAUGCUAAAUUGAGAGAGAGCAGGGAUUCUGGGGUGGAUGUGGACCGAGGACCUUCAGCUGAAGCCUGGUAUAAGGGACAGUCAUCCCCGGAGACCUCGAACCCUCACAGCAGACAGAAUAGCGAGCCGUACACGCAUGUGACAGUAACAUCAGACGAGGAGGAAUCCUCGAAGAACAAGUUUGCGUCAAACCUAAACAACAAGUUGUCAGAGCUCGCACCGACGGACAAGAUCGAAACGCUUGACAAAAAGUUACAACAGCAACAGGCGUGUGGCACUAACGAGGAUUGGCCUGACGGGCAUUGUGAUGACGCUCAUACCAAGGAAGUCCUUCGCUUCGAGAGGGAACUCCUGCAACUAGAACAAGAAGAACUCCGCAGACAGAGGGAAAACCUCCUCCGAGACCAGAACCGAAUCAUCCAGAAAUCAGUCCAAGACGUAUCGAUGCCAGAAAAGCCUAUAAACCGGCCGAAAUUCGCCCAAAACUACAGGCAUUCGAUGCCCAAUCUACUUCUAAGCGAGACAUACUCGCCAGUCAGUCCGGUUGUUCACGAAAGAGUUGUUGAUGAUAAACGUAAGCCGUUCGUGUCUGAGGAGCAUAUUCAGAGGCAUUUUGGAGUGGAGGAGAGCAGGAGGGUGCUAUACGAUGAGAGGAAGGUGGAAGCGAGAAGGAUGGCGGCUCGAGUGCAGCCUGUACCGCCGCCCAAGGCGAGGAAUCGGGAGUCAAUUGAGAGGGAGAUUACUAUGAGGAGUAGUCGCGUCCCGUCAGCGGUGGAGUACGUGAACGUGGAGCGUGCGCCGGCGCAGCUCCGACCGAAGCCUCCCCCGCCGCCACAGCCCAGCGCCAACGGGACCUACCACCCCAUGACCAGGCACACGCUGCAGGCGCUGAGCGCUGCGCCGACCAACAAGCUCAUCUCUAGCUCGGAGUGGAUGCAGCCGCGCACCGCCCGCCUGCAGCGACCCGCCAACUACAACUACAACCAGCACUGGCUCAUACAGGAAGCAGAGCAGCGUCGCCUGGAGGAGCAGCGCGGCAAGCUCCGCGCGGCGCAGCGACACUCCUACCACGACGCCGCGCCCGCGCACAACAACCUGCUCGCCGGCACGCUCAGCACCAGUCAACAGCAGCUGUCUCCCGAAGUGAAGAGGUCCGUGCAGGAGGCUCGUGACGACAAACUGCUGAGCGUUAGCGGACGGAGGAAGUGCUCCCACUGUGGGAAGGAAUUGGGUCGCGGCGCGGCGAUGAUCAUCGAGUCGCUGUCGCUGUGCUACCACGUGUGGUGCUUCACGUGCGCGGUGUGCGGCGCGCGGCUCGGCGACGGCUCGGCGGGCGCCGACGUGCGCGUGCGCAACCAGCGCCUGCACUGCCGCCACUGCCACUCCGCCGACGACGGCCGCAAGUACUCGCGCGUCUAGACACUACCGACCACGCGUGCGGCCGCGGCUACAACUGAAACUAAGCAGAACAGACAACUAUUAAUUAGAGCGACUAGUCGCGUGUUGUGUCGGCAGCUCCGAGAGUACCUAUAAUCUCCUCUAGGCGACUAAUAGCAAGCCAGUGGUACCCUAAGGACUACUUCCGACAAGGACAGUAAGAACCCGCAAGUAAUUGCAUUUCAAUGUGACUUGCUGUGUAAUGGAAUGUUUUAAUUCGCCGACUAGCGAAUAGUGCGUUCAAUGACUACUGACUAGCAAUAUUAGUGACUGAAUUUUGUGUGUAUGCUGUGAGUAACAUAUUGAGGGAGCAUAAAGAUCAUUAUUUAGUCGAAAUAUCAAACUAACGUAUAGAAAUAUAUUAAUAACUUGGUCAAUAGUGGGACUAUAUUAUUUAAACUAUUUGAUAUGACAAUAAAAUACAUUGAAUGUAUAAAUAUUAAGGUGUCUGCCAACUAACGAAGCAAUUAUGCUUAGGAAGAAAGACGUAACAGAGACACAGAGUUGGAAAACGACUAUUGUGUUGCAAAAGUCCACGGACUCGUAUGUCGAUAUUUAGAUAUAAAUUGCACCGACUAUUGCCAAAUACCAUAUAUUUUGUUAAAUGUGAAUAUUAUGUAACUAACUCUUGUAUCCUUAUUAAUUGGUAGGUUAUAGACACAGCGCGAUAGUUCCCUACCGCGUUGCUUGUCCGUGUCAACGCAAGUUUCCAAAACGUCUAAGCGACUCAGCCAGCUCUGAGACAGCUACUGCACGCUUUUGUUCGUUCUCAUUCGUUCUUUCCAGACGUUUCAUUCGCGUUUAAACCGAGCCUUGUGGCCACUACGGCCGGAAUUUCACAUUUCAUUUCGGACUAUAUUGUGCCAUGCCAUUCAUCUUAAAGUACAUAGAUAUUCAAAUAUAUUUUGCGAAUUGGAUUUUUUCAAAUUAUGAAGAAAAAUGUGUAAUAUUUUGUAAAUAGAUUUUAAUUUAUAUAUUAUUAAGUGUUAAUUAGCUUUAAUAGAUAUAUUCUAGUUUAAUACGUUUGAUUGUAAUCCAAAAAUUUUCUUGAUUUAUUGUGUUUUGUUUGUACUAUAACUAACACGGUACGGUAUAUACUGGUGACGUCUCCGGCACCGCAAUAAUGUAAUUAUGUUAAUGUUUGAACAAUAUGUACAUUAUAUAUCUUUGUAAGCUCCAAAAUGUGUAACAAUAAAUAUUUUCAAUUAUUA
Messenger RNA from Manduca sexta (tobacco hornworm), 5815 nucleotides. RefSeq names its product LIM domain only protein 7 (gene smash). The transcript is spliced from 18 exons. NCBI's taxonomy places the organism in Eukaryota, Metazoa, Arthropoda, Insecta, Lepidoptera, Sphingidae. Gene Ontology annotation, cellular component: stress fiber. Gene Ontology annotation, biological process: positive regulation of stress fiber assembly; regulation of focal adhesion assembly; regulation of signaling. The coding region runs from base 513 to 4586 and encodes 1357 amino acids. The record is from RefSeq and is a predicted model, not a curated record. Gene Ontology annotation, molecular function: myosin II head/neck binding.